UGUUGUUUUGAUGAAUAAUACUUGGUGGGGCGAGGGGGUAAGAGUAGGGGUGGAGGGGUAGGAGGAUUUACUCUUCCGUCCAGAGCAUCGCGAGUCCCGUCCUCCCCCUCCCCCCUGCCCGGGCUCCGGCGUGGAGGCGGGGCGUGGCCGGCCUGCUUUGGGAGGGGAGGGGCUUCCCUCUUCAGUGCUGGGCUCUGCCUCGGCGGCUCUGGGGUCGCCUUACCUCGGGGCAUCCGUUCUGUAGUCCAACAGUUCCCGCCAGGGGCAAAGGGUAGGAAGGAGAGCAGGAUCUGCUGGAGGAAGCACACCUGCCGUGCCACCACCGCGAAGACACAGCAGGCUCAGGGCACGAGACGAGCUGGAGAGCCGAGUCCCUGGUCCGGGUAACCUGGGAAGCAGAGGGCAAUAGUGGCGCCUUAAGAUAACCCUGUAGCAGCAGCAGUGGCGGCCAAAGGAGGCUCCUCGGGGCACAAGCGGCUGUAGGAGUCUCUGGGGCGAUUGGAGUGACCGACGCCAGGGCGGUUCAGUGCCUCUCGUGUUCUUAUUUUUUAACCUCUGACUAUGCAAUUCUGAAACCUCCCCCGUUCGGGGGACCAGACAGCCCGAUAGACACCUUCCACCCUCCUCCCGCCCUGGUCACAAGAACAGAAGGAUCUCUCCCUAACGCCUUUCACCAUUAAGAGAAAAGCGAUGGAGGAGCUGAGCGCUGAUGAGAUCCGACGGAGGCGCCUCGCACGACUUGCUGGUGGACAGACCUCCCAGCCCACCACCCCGCUCACCUCGCCCCAGAGGGAGAACCCGCUGGGGCCUCCCAUAGCAGCAUCAGCCCCGGGCCCCUCCCAGAGCCUUGGUCUCAAUGUCCACAACAUGACCCCAGCUACCUCCCCAAUAGGUGCAUCAGGAGUAGCUCAUCGAAGCCAGAGCAGUGAAGGAGUCAGUUCUCUCAGCAGCUCGCCCUCCAAUAGCCUUGAAACCCAAUCUCAGUCUCUCUCACGUUCCCAGAGCAUGGAUAUCGAUGGUGUCUCUUGUGAAAAAAGCAUGUCCCAGGUGGAUGUGGAUUCAGGAAUCGAAAAUAUGGAGGUUGAUGAAAACGAUCGGAGAGAAAAAAGGAGCGUCAGCGAUAAGGAGCCUUCAUCGGGUUCUGAAGUGUCCGAAGAACAGGCCUUACAGCUGGUCUGUAAGAUCUUUCGUGUCUCCUGGAAGGACCGGGACAGAGACGUAUUCCUUUCUUCUCUUUCUGCACAAUUUAAGCAGAACCCAAAAGAAGUGUUCUCCGAUUUUAAGGACUUGAUUGGCCAGAUUUUAAUGGAAGUGCUAAUGAUGUCUACCCAGACUAGAGAUGAAAAUCCAUUUGCCAGUCUGACGGCCACAUCGCAGCCAAUUGCGGCGGCUCGGUCCCCGGACAGAAAUCUCCUGCUAACUACCGGCUCCAACCCAGGAGCGAGCCCCAAUGUUCUGCGGUUCUGGGGCUCCUUCGGUGCCAGCAACUGCUCUAGCCUCUAUGAAACGAGCCCCGCUCCCAGUACGAGUUUCUGGAGCUCGGUGCCGGUGCGAGGCCCGUCCGUUGCCUCGUCCCCUUGCCGUGCAGCCAGCCAGCCGGCUGCGCCUUCCGUUACCCUCAGUCCCCACGGGGCGGCUUCGGGGGCCGCCGCGGGGAGCCAGCCCUCCUCUCCGUAUCGCCCCUACACGGUCGCCCACCCGUGGGGGCCUUCCGCUUCUGCCCCGCGGUCCCCAGGCAUCUCCACUCUGUCCAGCUCGCCCGGCCGCCCUGCCCUCGCUAGUAGCCCUCAAGCAGUGCCUGCCAGCUCUCCCAGCCAGAGACCCUCCAGCCUGGGCCCACCUUUACUGGCCGCCUCGCCCAGUGCCGCGAGCAGACGCCCCUCAUCCCUAAGGACCUCUCCUAGCAUGCACGACAAUCCUUUCUCCUUCCUCUUCCUCGCGCUUUCUGGCGACAGUAGUGAUGACGAUGAAGAAGAUGAUGAUGAUGGUGAUGAUGGUGAUGAUGAAGGUGGUGGUGGUGGUGAUGAGUUUUCUUGUGUCCAGUUUGGGUCCAGUUUGGGAGCCUCUGGUGGGACAGGUACUUGGGAUUCCUACAGUGACCAUUUCACCAUCGAGACCUGCAAGGAGACAGACAUGCUGAACUACCUCAUCGAGUGUUUUGACCGAGUUGUAGAGGAAAAAAAAGCACCAAAGAUGUGCAGCCAGCCAGCGGUCAGCCAGCUUCUGAGCAACAUCCGCUCACAGUGCAUAUCCCACACCGCGCUAGUUCUACAAGGUUCCCUCACACAGCCAAGGUCCGUGCUCCAGCCGUCCUUCCUGGUGCCGUAUAUGCUGUGCCGGAAUCUCCCGUAUGGCUUCAUGCAGGAGCUGGUGAGAACCACUCACCAGGAUGAAGAAGUGUUCAAGCAGAUCUUUAUCCCCAUUUUACAAGGCCUGGCUCUCGCUGCCAAAGAGUGCUCCCUCGAUAGUGACUACUUUAAAUACCCCCUCAUGGCUUUAGGCGAGCUCUGUGAAACCAAGUUUGGGAAGACACACCCUGUGUGCAAUUUGGUUGCCUCUUUGCCGUUGUGGUUGCCUAAAUCCUUAAGCCCUGGCUCUGGGCGGGAGCUGCAGAGACUCUCUUACUUGGGGGCUUUCUUCAGUUUCUCAGUCUUUGCAGAAGAUGAUGCUAAGGUGGUUGAGAAAUAUUUCUCAGGGCCUGCCAUUACCCUGGAAAACACUCGCGUGGUUAGCCAAUCACUGCAGCACUACUUGGAGCUGGGAAGGCAAGAGCUCUUCAAGAUUCUGCAUAGUAUUUUGUUAAAUGGUGAAACCCGCGAGGCGGCUCUCGGGUACAUGGCAGCUGUGGUCAAUGCCAAUAUGAAGAAAGCGCAGAUGCAGACAGAUGAUAGAUUGGUAUCUACAGAUGGAUUCAUGCUGAAUUUCCUUUGGGUGCUGCAGCAGCUAAGUACAAAGAUCAAGUUAGAGACGGUGGAUCCCACGUAUAUAUUCCACCCAAGGUGUCGGAUUACUCUUCCUAAUGACGAGACGAGAGUGAACGCGACUAUGGAGGAUGUGAACGACUGGCUGGCUGAACUUUAUGGAGAUCAGCCUCCAUUUUCUGAGCCGAAAUUCCCUACGGAAUGCUUUUUUCUUACCCUGCACGCCCACCACCUCUCUAUUCUGCCAAGUUGCCGUCGCUACAUCCGCAGACUCCGGGCCAUCCGGGAGCUCAAUAGAACCGUGGAAGAUUUGAAAAAUAACGAAAGCCAAUGGAAAGACUCCCCGCUGGCCACUAGACACCGCGAAAUGCUGAAGCGCUGCAAGACCCAGCUUAAGAAACUGGUACGGUGCAAGGCCUGUGCUGACGCUGGUUUACUUGACGAGAGCUUUCUGAGAAGAUGUCUGAAUUUUUACGGCCUUCUCAUCCAGCUGCUUCUCCGUAUCCUGGACCCCGCCUAUCCCGACAUAACACUGCCUUUAAAUUCAGAUGUCCCCAAGGUUUUUGCAGCAUUGCCUGAGUUUUAUGUAGAAGAUGUUGCUGAAUUUUUAUUUUUUAUUGUACAAUACUCUCCUCAGGUGCUUUAUGAGCCCUGUACUCAGGACAUUGUGAUGUUCCUCGUUGUGAUGUUGUGUAACCAGAACUAUAUCCGAAAUCCAUAUCUGGUGGCCAAACUAGUAGAAGUCAUGUUUAUGACCAACCCUGCUGUUCAGCCACGAACCCAGAUUUUUGAAAUGAUUGAAAACCAUCCUCUCUCCACCAAAUUGUUGGUCCCUUCACUGAUGAAGUUUUAUACAGAUGUGGAGCAUACCGGAGCCACCAGCGAGUUCUACGACAAGUUUACCAUUCGCUAUCACAUUAGCAAUUUCAAGAGCCUUUGGCAAAACAUAGCUCACCAUGGCACCUUCAUGGAGGAAUUCAAUUUCGGGAAGCAGUUUGUGCGCUACAUAAACAUGCUGAUAAAUGACACGACGUUUUUGCUCGAUGAAAGUCUGGAGUCUCUGAAGCGGAUCCAUGAAGUGCAAGAAGAGAUGAAGAACAACCAGUGGGACCAGCUGCCCCGGGAUCAGCAACAAGCCCGUCAGUCCCAGCUUGCUCAGGACGAACGUGUUUCACGCUCCUAUCUCGCCCUGGCAACAGAAACCGUGGACAUGUUCCAUAUCCUCACCAAGCAGGUCCAGCCAUUCCUCAGACCGGAGCUGGGACCCCGACUGGCUGCAAUGCUCAACUUUAAUCUUCAGCAACUCUGUGGCCAGUGCCGGGACCUGAAAGUAGAAAACCCUGAGAAAUACGGCUGACCAAAGAAGCUGUUGGACCAACUGACAGAUAUUUACCUGCAGCGGGACUGUGCCCGGGUCGCCAAAAGCUUGACUGACGACCAGAGAUCCUACAGCAAAGAGCUGUUUGAGGAAGUGAUCUCGAAGAUGCGGAAGGCAGGGAUCAAAUCCACAAUAGCGAUCGAGAAGUUUAAACUCCUAGCUGAGAAGGUGGAGGAGAUAGUAGCCAAGAACGCACGCGCAGAAAUCGACUACAGCGACGCCCCAGACGAGUUCAGAGACCCUCUGAUGGACACCCUGAUGACCGACCCGGUGCGGCUGCCCUCCGGCACCAUCAUGGACCGCUCCAUCAUCCUGCGGCACCUGCUCAACUCCCCUACGGACCCCUUCAACCGCCAGAUGCUGACAGAGAGCAUGCUGGAACCAGUGCCAGAACUGAAAGAACAGAUUCACGCCUGGAUGAGAGAGAAACAGAACAGCGAUCAUUAAACCGCCCCCCGUGCCCACCCUCUGCUCGAGGCCAAGGCCAGCCAGGCAAGCAGAAGCAGCGUCGGUGGCGGAUAUGCUGUUCAGAUGUUGGAGGCCCAGCGCGG
This is a messenger RNA of Lynx canadensis (Canada lynx), 4850 nucleotides long. RefSeq names its product ubiquitination factor E4B (gene UBE4B). Gene Ontology annotation, molecular function: ubiquitin-ubiquitin ligase activity. Gene Ontology annotation, cellular component: nucleus; ubiquitin ligase complex; cytoplasm. Gene Ontology annotation, biological process: protein polyubiquitination. The record is from RefSeq and is a predicted model, not a curated record. NCBI's taxonomy places the organism in Eukaryota, Metazoa, Chordata, Mammalia, Carnivora, Felidae.